AUUUCAGCUCUGUUCCUUAUGACAUCCCCUAAAAUUGCUUCCCUCUCAUGGGGACAAAUGAAAGUGCAGGGCUCUACUGUAACCUAUAAGGAUUGCAAGGUAUGGCCAGGAGGCAGCCGGGCUUGGGAUUGGAGAGAAACAGGAACUGAGCAUUCUCCUGGGGUGCAGCCCGCGGAUGUGAAGGAAGUUGCUGAGAAGGGUGUACAGGCACUUGUGAUUGGCCGAGGGAUGAGUGAGGCCUUAAAGGUGCCUGCAUCCACUGUGGAAUACCUUGAGAAACAAAGCAUUGAUGUGUGGGUCCUCCAGACAGAGCAGGCAGUGAAGGAGUAUAAUUCUUUGGUUGCUCAAGGGGUAAGAGUAGGAGGUGUCUUCCAUUCCACCUGCUGAUGGAGCCUUAAGAGAAUAAACCACUAAGCGACGAGG
This is a messenger RNA of Nannospalax galili (Upper Galilee mountains blind mole rat), 423 nucleotides long. RefSeq names its product adipogenesis associated Mth938 domain containing (gene Aamdc). The record is from RefSeq and is a predicted model, not a curated record. Lineage: Eukaryota; Metazoa; Chordata; Mammalia; Rodentia; Spalacidae. Gene Ontology annotation, biological process: positive regulation of fat cell differentiation. Gene Ontology annotation, cellular component: cytoplasm.